Bacillus rossius redtenbacheri is the source of this 1175-nucleotide messenger RNA. RefSeq names its product 2-methoxy-6-polyprenyl-1,4-benzoquinol methylase, mitochondrial (gene Coq5). Gene Ontology annotation, biological process: ubiquinone biosynthetic process. The transcript is spliced from 7 exons. Gene Ontology annotation, molecular function: methyltransferase activity. The record is from RefSeq and is a predicted model, not a curated record. Bases 44 to 970 code for a protein of 308 amino acids. NCBI's taxonomy places the organism in Eukaryota, Metazoa, Arthropoda, Insecta, Phasmatodea, Bacillidae.
UAUGGUUAGUUGACUCACGAUAGAUACAAAAUAUAAAGUCGCAAUGGCUGUUGUUAGGGUUUAUAGCAUUGGUCAUCAAAUUAUUAGGCCAUCGAACUGUUCUGCAUUUUUAAGAGUAUUUAGGAAAUAUUCUCUUCACAAAGCUAACGCUUAUCGCACUCAUUUUGGCUUUGAAAUUGUAGAUGAGGAUGUGAAAUCAGAAAAAGGGGACCUAGAGGGAAGGCAGACCAGGAAUGAUGUCAGGGAUGGAGAAGGAGUUGUCCUCACAGUUUAUAAUGUUUUUGAAAAGGUAGCAAAUUCAUAUGAUGCUAUGAAUGACGCUAUGAGUUUCGGAAUACAUCGGCUAUGGAAAGACAUUUUUAUGCAGAAAUUGGCUCCUACCAGGAACACUCAGUUACUCGAUGUUGCUGGUGGAACGGGCGACAUUGCUUUCCGCUUCCUGCGGCACGUCGGCCAGGCAGAGAGCGAGGAUGAGGCGAGCCGUGCGAGCGUGACUGUGUGCGACAUCAACGAGGCCAUGCUGGAGGUUGGCCGGGCACGCGCCAGGCAGCGAGGCAUGUGCAUCGAGUGGGUGCAAGGGGAUGCAGAGCAGUUGCCCUUGCCAGAUGCCUCAUACGAUGCGUACAGCAUUGCGUUUGGCAUCAGGAACGUGACGCACAUAGACAGGGCGGUGCAGGAGGCAUACCGAGUUCUUAAGCCGGGUGGCCGCUUCCUUUGUUUGGAGUUCAGCCACGUCAGCAACCCGGCGUUGCAAUGGGUGUAUGACCAGUACUCCUUCCAGGUGAUACCAGUCCUGGGACAGUUAAUAGCAGGCCAGUGGAAACCUUAUCAGUAUUUGGUGGAGAGCAUAAGGCAGUUUCCUAACCAGGAGGACUUCAAAGAAAUAAUUGAAUCUGCUGGCUUCAGAUCAGUUACUUACGAAAACCUUACCUUUGGUGUAGUGGCUAUACACUCUGGUUUUAAAAUCUAAUCAUCACCAAAGUUUUUGCCAAAAACAAUAAUGCAUUAAAAAAAUGUUGCAGAUGAGAAAGUGUACAAGUAUUAUUGGGACAAGUGCUGUACAACAGAAUUAGCUGUGAAGAGAGAGAAUUUUUUUUUAUAAUGUAAAAUAAACACUGGUUAUGUACAAAUUUAUUAUUGUUGAUUUUCUCUAAUAUUAAAGUCAAUUAUAUAUC